UUUGAAGGGGUAUUUAAAGGACACGUUAUUGAAGGGGUAUUUGAAGAACACCAUAUUGAAGGGGUAGUUGAUGAACACCAUAUUGAAGGGAUAGUUGAUGAACACCAUAUUGAAGGGAUAGUUGAUGAACACCAUAUUGAAGAGAUAGUUGAUGAACACCUCAUUGAAGGGAUAAUAGUUGAUGAACACCAUAUUGAAGGGAUAGUUCAUGAACACCUCAUUGAAGAGGUAGUUGAUGAACACCAUAUUGAAGGGGUAGUUGAUGAACACAAUAUUGAAGGGAUAGUUGAUGAACACCUCAUUGAAGAGGUAGUUGAUAAACACCAUAUUGAAGGAAUAGUUGAUGAACACCAUAUUGAAGGUAUAGUUGAAGGACACCUCAUUGAAUGA
Molecule: messenger RNA, 390 nt
Organism: Lottia gigantea (owl limpet)
Lineage: Eukaryota; Metazoa; Mollusca; Gastropoda; Lottiidae
Exons: 2
Source: RefSeq, a predicted model, not a curated record